CGAAUACAUUAAAAAAUGAAGUGCCUAGCACACUUUCAGAUUUCAGAUUUAAAACACAAGUGUUUACAAAAGAUAAAAAUAAAACUAGGUAUAUAAAGGCAUUUAUUAGAUAUCGAUAUUGAAAUCUAUUUAAGAUGACCUCGAUGGCAGCUUUUUAUGUUUUGUUGGCAAUUUUUGCCGCUAUUAAAGCAGAACCUAGUCCCGAAAUAAUUCCAUACCCUGGCGGAAUCAAUGGUACAGGCAUCACAACCAGAUACUGGGACUGCUGCAAGCCAGCCUGCUCCUGGACCGACAACAUCCAGACCCCUUCAGGUAUCCCGAUAACAUCCUGCGAAGUUGACGGAAAAACACCAGCUAAACCAACAGAAUUUUCAGGCUGCGGCACAGGUGGUACAGCUUACAGCUGCACGAACCAGGCACCCUUCGUUGUAAACUCCACGUUGUCGUAUGGAUUUGCAGCUGCUUCAUUUACAGGAGGUUUGGACUUCAGUUUGUGCUGCUCCUGCAUGCUCCUCAGCUUCCAAGGAGACCUCCAAGGCAAACAAUUCCUCGUCCAAAUCACCAACGCAGGAGACACUCUCCAAGAUAACCAGUUUGACUUGGGAAUUCCCGGAGGUGGUGUUGGAAUCUUCCCGUUGGGUUGUAUGACCCAAUGGGGUGCUUCCGAAGAAGGUUGGGGUGAUCCUUACGGUGGCGUUCACACCAUCGAGGAAUGCGACGAGCUUCCUGCAGAUUUGCAGAGCGGAUGUAGAUGGAGGUUCGAAUUUAUGGAGGGCGUUUCAAAUCCUGAUGUUACAUUCUAUCAAGUCAAAUGCCCCAAGGAGCUCGUUGAUAUCUCUGGUUGUGAGUUGUAAAUAAAGUAGUUUUAA
Messenger RNA from Psylliodes chrysocephalus, 869 nucleotides. The record is from the annotation of a GenBank genome assembly. NCBI's taxonomy places the organism in Eukaryota, Metazoa, Arthropoda, Insecta, Coleoptera, Chrysomelidae.